UGUUGAUACGUGGUUGACUCACAAAUCUAGGUAUUGGCUAAUUCCGUUGUAAGACAUACUGAUUUUUCAGAACUAUGCUUCCAUCACUGUGGGACAGUUUUGAAUCAUUUUAGUUCGCAUUGUUACUUUAUCCUAAGUUUGAGAAUAACAUUUGAGAUGGAUUAACAUAUUUUUGAAAUGGAUAAUUCAAAUGAUUCAGAAAAUCGACUACACCUGAACGUCAUUGUUCAUGAUGACGACAAAGACAUCAUCAGCCGUACAAGAACUGCUGAAAAUUGGAGUGUGCUGCGAUCUGUAUUCCGACCACCAGGAGGUUUGCGUAACCCUUCUGAAUUGGUCUCUCAACUACGGACUCCAUCACCUACACUCUACAUCGAACUCAAAAAACAUUUAAAGGAUCCAAGUUGGGCUCGGGAAUUCGUGAAAGAAAACGGUGUAGAAUCCCUCCUUGAGACUUUGAAAUCUCUUCAAGGGCGAAAUUUAGAAGAAAUACAGUUAAAGGUGGAGUGUGGUCAAUGUUUGAGACUAGUGAUGGAUUCUCGUGUAGGAUUGGAUUACAUAAUGGAAAAUGCUGACUAUGCUCAUAAAUUGGCCACGGCUUUAGAUACUGAUGACAUACCGGUGAAGAAACAAGUAUUUGAAUUACUGUCGGCACUGUGUGUUUAUCGCUCAGACGGCUACACAAGGGCUUUGGAAACAUUGGAAUAUUAUAAAAGUGUGAAGAAGCGCCGAUAUCGGUUCCAGUUUGUGGUGGAAGAACUGAAAUCUUCUGAAGUUGCAGAAUAUACGACAGCCCUCGUGGCCUUCGUCAAUUGUCUCAUCAUAUCCCCUGCCUCCCUCAACGACAGGAUACGCAUCAGGAAUGAAUUUCUAGGUUUAAAAAUAUUGGAAGUCUUAAACAAGUUUAGAAACCAAUACAAAGAUGGGUCGAACCCCGAUUUGGCAGUACAGUUAGACGUCUUUGAUGAACAGCGUUCAACUGACGAGGGACAAUUUUCUGGCCCUGAUGGAGUCGACCUCAGUUCUCACAUGGAUGUUUUCUUUGCUAUACUUCGACAGGUCGCAGAAACCCCUCAGGAAAUCCCGUUCCUCAGCGUCUUGCAGCACUUGCUCAGAACAGAUCUUAGUCAACCUCUUUCGGAUGUCGUGUGGGAGACAGCCGAGACUCUCGUGCACAGAGCAACACUGUUGGAAAGUAAACAAGAAGCUGAUCGAUUACUCAGAGCGUCAACCCUGGGACUCAUGCGUUGUCACUGUUCCUGCCAUUAUAAACAAAGUGAAAAAACUGUGGAAGAAUGUGAUGGCACACCUAAAAAGAAUAGACCUCAUCAAUUAUCUUUCUCAUCUGACGGAAAUAGGACUCCUUGUAUACUAAUGUCCCCGAACCAGCAUUAUCCUCCUAACACACCAUAUGAAUCUUGCUCUAGUCCAUUAUUCUUGUGCAAUCUCACGGAUAACUUUAGAACUGGCAAUAAAACAGUUCCCAUGAAGCAAAACUCAGUGCCUUCUUCUAGUACACCUCGCCAAUUAAGCCCUGAUAGUCAACGCGUGCCAUCCAAUGUAAAUGCGAACAGUAACUCAGAUAAUUCGCGCAACAGCCCGAAACCAGUCUCUUCGUACUCAUCACCAAACCAAAAACUGGUUGAUGAGUCAUUAAGUGUGCAAAGUAACUCAGCAACUUUAUCAAACAAUGGGUUUUUCAUAAAUCCUGCGCCGAGUGUUAAGUCUACCUCUAUUAGUUGUGAUUCUAGCAAAAAUAAUAAUUGCUUAGUAUCUGAAUCGGCACCUCAUAGAACUGCUGGUUCAUUAAAUGUGCCACCGCCUCCUCCACUACCUAUGACUAGUGGUGUACCGCCGCCACCACCUCCGCCACCAGCACUCAUAAAUGGUGUUGUACCUCCUCCACCGCCGCCACCCCUGAACAUAUCAUUGCAAACUAAGACAUUUGUACCAAAUUUGUCGUUGCCACAGCAAGAUACUCCAAAGCCAAAAUCUAAAAUGAAGUCAUUCAACUGGUGUAAAAUACCAGCCACAAAAGUUGUUGGUAAAGACAACUUAUGGUCGAGAGUUGCUAAAGAUCACACUGGAAGCCCGAAUGAUCUCGAUUUUGAGGUUAUGGAAAUUCUGUUUUGCCAACAGCCUACUAUCAACGGGCAUAUAUCUCCCAAGUUUGGAGAUAACAAUGAAAAAAUUGAUAAAAAGAAAAGAGAGACUCAGGAGAUAAACCUUUUGGAUGGUAAAAGGAGCUUAAAUAUAAACAUAUUUUUAAAGCAGUUUCGGAGUUCUCAUCAAGAAAUUGUAAGAAUAUUGGAAGAAGGUAGCCAUGAAGAUCUGGGAGCUGAGAGGCUCAGAGGAUUAUUGAAAAUUCUACCUGAGUCAGAUGAGGCUGAAAUGUUAAGAAACUAUGAUGGUGAUAAGAAUAAGCUGGGGAAUGCAGAAAAAUUUCUACUGCAACUCUUAAACGUUCCUAAUUACAAACUGCGCAUUGAAAGCAUGCUGCUGAAAGAAGAAUUCAUGGCUAAUCAGGAGUUCUUGGAAAAUAGCAUUGAGACAAUACGGUGUGCUGCACAAGAACUUGAAGAAUGCAAAAAGUUGCACGAAAUCUUAUAUAUGGUUCUUGUAGCUGGCAAUUUUUUGAAUGCGGGUGGUUAUGCAGGAAAUGCAGCUGGUUUCAAAAUGUUAUCCUUGUUGAAACUUACAGACAUAAGAGCCAACAAACCUAGCAUGACACUAAUCCACUAUGUAGCUGAGAAAAUAAAGUAGAAAUACUCCAUAAUGAAAUCAAUGAUCUUGAAAGUAUUCGUCAACGACUGGCUGACUUUCUUUGUGAGGAGACAGCUUCCUUUAAAUUAGAAGAGUGCUUCAAAGUGUUUCACAAUUUUUGCUCGAGGUUUAAAGCAGCCCUACAGGAAAAUGAAAGACGUCAAAAGCAAGAGAAGAUGGCAGAGGCGCGACGAAAACAACGCGAAGAACAAAUAGCCUUGAAAAGAAGGAGCCUGGAGCUUCCAGAUCCUAGAUCUAUCGGUGACGCCGAUCAUAUUAUGGACCAGCUGCUUGGUGACAUCAGAAGUGGUUUUGCAGAACGACGUUUGGGUGAUAUCUACCGUAGAAGCAAAAGUUUCAACCCGCAAGACAAAGAUACUUUGAAUGGCAGAUAUGAAGAGAGCAAUCGCAGAACACAGAAUGCACUUAAAAGGCACAGCGAUCCAUCGAUGUUUGAAAAAAGCAGAGGAAUACUUUAUCAAAAUGAGAAGUCAGGUCUGAUGAAAAACAGAAAAACUGGAUUUUUGGAUGAAUCGAGCGAAGAAAUAAUAGGCUUUUUACAAAAUGUGGGAGACUCUGAUCAAAAAGAGAAGAGAUUGUUUGGCAGCACUGAAGAUGGAUUAGAGAGAGUAUCUUUUCGAAGGUCUGGUCGAAGAAAACGAAUCGAAUACUUAAAUGGCGAUACAAAUGCUAGAGAACGUUCGGGGGUAUCUCCUCCACCAUCGGUAUCUUUACAGACAGUUGAAGGUUUAGAAAUAGAGCCUAAACAAAAUCUUAGAGCUAAAAUAAAUGAUUGGAUGCUCCAAAAUGAAAAAGAACAGAGAAAAGAUUACGACUUGCAAGCAAAACUUCAGCAAGAGCGAAAACGUAGACAAAAAUUGAACGGACAGAUAUCAAUAGAAAAUGACGCCAAAGAAAUUUUGAAAGACAUAGACGAGGUCGAUACUAAUAAACAUGCAACAGGAGAAGAUAAAAAAGAUGUAAAUCAUAAAUUCGGCGACGAUUUCAAAUUGACGAAAGCAGCUCAGUUACGACACAGUGAUAGUUUCACUCAAAAAAUCUUGGGAUUACUUGACGCAGUAUCUAAUGACACGAAACCAUUUGCUAAAACCAGACUGUAUCAUAGCACCAGGGAAAAGAAAGUUGAAAAAGAUGAUUUGGAAGAAAAAUCAAGGGAUGAUUCUGAUUUGUGUAGUAUGAAAGAACAAAACCCGUCUAAUCAGACGAAAAUAAAUGUUCCACCAAGUUCGUUGAAUUUAGAAGCAGUGAAAGAAGAAGAUAAAAAACUAUCAGGCAACGCAGAGAGCAAUUUCGAUCGGUUUGCUUCAACUAGGAAAACGCUAAGGCGUUUGAAAUUGCGAGAAAUGCGAAUUGAAGCAGAAAAUGUUAACAAAGCGAAAACUGGAGAACGAAGUACUUCUAAUGGAAAAAUAGAUAAUUUAUCUAUGCCUGAUAAUGUUACCGAUCAGAAAAAAGUAGAACAGUGUGUUAACGAUGAAAGUAGUCAGCAUAAUGUGAAAGAUCAAAUCGAUACGUCUCGAACAUGUUCACCCGAGUCUUUGGAUCCGAAUAACCAAUCUCUGAUUUCUGACAAAGAAAUCGUAACAAAUGCGCAAGACACAAUAUCUCCAAUAAAAAUGGGUGAACAAAAUACGAACGCUAACGAAUCCAUAGAAAAUAAGGAUCCUAAUUCUUCGUUUCCACAACGUAGUACAUCCAUUAGAUCCAGACAAUCACGAUUAGCCAGAAGAAUCAAUUCGCUAUCGACUCCUGUCACAUCGCCGACUUCUAAUGAAAACAAUUCAGUUCUAAAAGCGAAGGACGAUUUGGUAUCUCAAGACGAAAAUUCCAUAGAGGAUGCUACAAAAUCACACAUUCAAGGUAACUUGGAAACCAAGACCACGAUUAAAAACGUCAUCAUAAAAGAAAACGAGAAUCACAUAAAACAUACGCCUGAAUGUGAGAAACAAGAGCAUUUACCUCAAAAUUCCGCAGAAACUGAUGGAAAAGAUCCAACAGAAUUGAAUGGUAACACUAGUCAAAAAUCAAACCUAAAAUUAAAUGGACUUAUUUCUCACGAAGUUACAGUUAAUACAGAAACAAAAAGUGAAGUAGUUCUGCCUAAAACGAAUAAACUAAGUAAUAAAAGUUCUAAAGAGACAGUGCCAAAAUCUCGGAUAUCGUCCACUCAAAAAUCUACAUCUAGUAUUCCAAGCGUUAUUAAAACAACCCAAAAUGUUAAAGUCCAUCAAACAAUCCAUAGGCAAGCAUCUAUGACCAACGGCAAAGUUGCUGCUCAAAAAUCUGAUUCUAAGCCAAAGGGAAGCCCCGUAGUGACAAAAAAGGUGCCACUUAGAUCAACGUCGAGUGCAAUGAAAGAGAAACUAAAUGACAACAAACUGAAGACUGAAAAUCGAAAGAAUGGAGAAAACAGCCCAACGUCUAGUAUUUCAUCAGUGUGCAGUCUGAGCACAAAUGUGAAUCUACAAAAUGGAAAAGUUGUGAAUGGCAAAAACAUUCAACCAAUUAAGAAAAUUACAAUUAAUCAUAAUGGAAGUGUGAAAUUUUCAAAAAGUAGUGUGUCUUCAAGAAAAACUUCGAAAACUGCAUCUAACACUUUAGCUAACAGUAAUGCAAAUGUUAAUAAAAUAAAUGAAACAGUAAUUAACAAAAAAGAUAAGAAUAGUAACCUAAUUAAUAAGAGAGCUUUCAUAUGAAGCGUCUUUUGUAGUCUUGAAAAUCAAAUCCAGUACAAAUUCUCAUUUUAUUGCAAUUUUAUUUAUUAUAAGUGUAGCUACCAAGAUUCAGUUUUCAUUUCAUUUGCUUAGAAUAAAAAAAAAUAUAUUUAUAGAAAUU
Parasteatoda tepidariorum (common house spider) is the source of this 5619-nucleotide messenger RNA. The record is from RefSeq and is a predicted model, not a curated record. NCBI's taxonomy places the organism in Eukaryota, Metazoa, Arthropoda, Arachnida, Araneae, Theridiidae.